This is a messenger RNA of Williopsis jadinii, 1449 nucleotides long. It is a transcript of the gene SLM1, whose product is annotated as phosphatidylinositol 4,5-bisphosphate-binding protein. The record is from RefSeq and is a predicted model, not a curated record. The transcript has a single exon. Lineage: Eukaryota; Fungi; Ascomycota; Saccharomycetes; Phaffomycetales; Wickerhamomycetaceae. The annotation marks the transcript as partial.
GACCCAAGAAGCCCUUUUAGCGUCGCAGUGCCUACCAAUGCCAACCCAACAGAAAUUUUGGCGGCUCGAUUCUCAGCAUGGAGAAGCAUCCUCUCUGGCUUGUUGCAAUACUUGAACGAAGUUGUGAGCAUCCAGGAUGAAAUCGUUCGCCAACAACUCCGUCUGAGAAACGCUGCCAAUUUUGGUAUAUCAAGCAGCGAUGACAACUCUGGCAGUGGAAAUGGCGGCAAUAACAGCGGGGGUAAACAACGUCAUAUUGUCGGUUCAUUCCACGAUAACGUCCCAAAUAGUCAGUUCUUUGUUCCAGUGGGAAAUGGUUCUGUUCAGGACUUGCCAAAGACCUUGACUGAUUUUCACACUGCGUCCGCAUCGUUGGCGCAGAGAGCCUCCAAGGAAUUGAAUACUGUUGUAAUUCCAAGAUUGGAAGAUUUGAGAAGAGAACUCUUGGUGAAGAUCAAAGAAAUCAAAGGAUUGAGCUCUGAUUUCAAGAAUAAUGUUGCGAAGGAACUGGCGCAGACAAAGAUAGACAUGCAACAGUACUUAAAGUCUCUAGAAGAUGCUAAAUUCAACCCACAGACAAUGCAUGAGAGACAGGACCCUUACUUGACGAAGAUCAUCCUGGAUAAGCAGAUCAAGAGACAAAUAGUGGAGGAGAACUACUUGCAAGAAGCGUUCCUCAACUUGCAAAGUUCUGGUAAGGAGUUGGAGAAAGUUGUUGUUGGUGAGAUCCAAAAUGCAUUGACAGUCUUUGCAAGAUUAUUGGGGGAGCAAGCUCAAAAUGUCUUUGAUAAGUUAAUCACCAACUUGGAUUAUGGAUUCUUGACGAAGCCACCAACCUUUGAAUGGGAUCAAUUCAUUGCCAAUGAUAAGAACUUUAUCGAUGAGAAUUUGCCGAAGAGAGAUUACAAGUCCAUUGUCUACGAGAAGGACAAUGAUCCAUUCAGUUUCGAAGUUCGCUCCUCUUUCCUAGAGAGAAGAUCGAAAUUCUUGAAGUCAUACUCAAAGGCCUAUUAUGUCUUGACACCAACGUUCUUGCACGAGUUCAAAAGUGCGGAUCGUAAGAGAGACUUGAUACCGGUGACUUCCUUGAGACUCGAUGACAUUGAGCUUGAAGACCACGCAAAGAUGGACUCCAAACAGUACAAGUUUGUUUUGAAAAAAGUUGGUAAGCUGUCUUCGCACAAGUUCUUCUUCCGUGCUGAAAGUUAUGAAGCCAUGCUUUCAUGGUAUAACGAUAUCAAGAACUUGAAAUCCAUCAGCAAUCCAUCUAGCAGAAGCGCAUAUGCUGCAAAGCACCGCAGUGCAAAGGACUUAUCCAGAGUCUCAUCAAUGACUUCCAGAUCUCAAAUCAGAAAUAGCAUUUCGCAUGAUUCUUCAGCACGUGAAGUUGACACCAUUCUUACAGUUCCAAACAACAAUCUAUCCUUACCAACUCAGACUUCUUCGACA